CAUGUAGUAGAGGUAACCAGGUUCAUAUAUGAUAUAUGGCUAAUGGUUUGAUGGUAGACAGGUAGACAUGUGGUAGAGGUAACCAGGUUCAUGUAGUAGAGGUAACCAGGUUCAUAUAUGAUAUAUGGCUAAUGGUUUGAUGGUAGACAGGUAGACAUGUGGUAGAGAUAACCAGGUUCAUAUAUAGCUAAUGGUUUGAUGGUAAACAUAUGGUAGAGAUAACCAGGUUCAUAUAUAGCUAAUGGUUUGAUGGUAAACAUAUGGUAGAGAUAACCAGGUUCAUAUAUGGUUAAUGAUUUGAUAUGUGGUAGAUCAAGGUUCAUAUAUGGCUAAUGAUUUGAUAUGUGGUAGACCAAGGUUCAUAUAUGACUAAUGGUUCAUAAAUGACUAAUGGUAUACAUAUGGUAGAGGUAGACAUGCGGUAGAGGGAGGUUCAUAUGUGUCACCACUUCUUGUAGUUUGUCAUCAUACCAUUUAACCUAACUAACCUGUUAAAAUUUAAAACCAUUACUCAUUGAGAAACCAUACCCUUUAACCUAACCUGUUAAAAUUUAAAACCAUUACUCAUUGAGAAGCAACCUCAUUCACCCAAACCCCUGCAACACACAAAACAGUGAAACACCAUGCUAAAAGCUCCGCUUCAUACAAGCAAACCAUCACCCACAAGAUGGUUUUAUCGAAUUUACACGCUCGUUUACACAAUCGCCAUUUUCGCACUCGUUUAUCACCAUUGUUGUAACCUUAUCCACUCUCCUUUCACCACCGUUUUCCUACUCAUAGCUGACCUCAUGCUAGCUUUCUUGUGGGUGACAUGGCAAGCUUUCUUUCUGAAUCCGGUGUUCCGACAGGUUUUCCCGGAGAACCUGGCACAAAUGGCGAAGGAAAACGAGUACCCAGGACUGGACUUGUUUAUUUGCACGGCUGAUCCGUUCAAAGAACCACCGAUUGGAGUGGUUAACACGGUGUUGUCUGUGUUGGCGUAUGACUACCCGUCGGAGAAGCUGUCAAUAUAUCUGUCGGACGACGGAGGGUCGCAGCUAACACUGUUUGCGUUCAUGGAGGCUGCUAAGUUUGCGAGACAUUGGUUGCCAUAUUGCAAAAAGUAUAAUCUAAUGGACAGAUCUCCUGAAGUUUACUUCGGAAGCAAUCCAUCCUUCUUCCCUGAAACAAGUGAAAUCCAGGAGAUGUACGAGAUCCUCAAAUCUACAGUUAAGAAGGUGAUUGACCGAGGGACCAUCGAUCUGGAUCAAAUUAAUUGUGAUCGUACGAUCAAAUCAUUCAGCAAAUGGACCCCUGGAUUUACACGUCACGAUCAUCCUGCAGUCAUCGAGGUUUUAUUGAAAAAUAACAUCGAUAAAGAUGUUAUGGGUCAUUACAUGCCCAAUUUGUUCUAUAUCUCACGAGAAAAGAAUAGAAACACACCACAUCAUUUUAAGGCCGGUGCCCUUAACACAUUGAUCCGGGUAUCAGGUGUGAUGACAAAUGCACCUAUAUUUCUUUCUUUAGAUUGUGACAUGUACUCAAACGAUCCAAAGACACCACUUCGCACGCUAUGUCAUUUCUUGGAUCCUAAUGUUGAUCCAAAGCUUGCAUUUGUUCAAUUUCCUCAACGCUUCCACAACAUCAACACGAACGACACUUAUGGUGCUGAACAUGUGCUUGAGACACGGGCAUGCACAGUAGGAAUGGACGGUUUGGGUGGCACGUUUUUCAUGGGCACUGGUGGCUUCUUUAGAAGAAAAGUUCUCAUAGAAAACCCUAAAGAAUCACAACAGAUAUGGAAUGAACCAAUUCAAUCCAAAGAUGUUUCAACAUUAGCACACCAUGUCGCCAGUUGUACCUACGAGGACAAUACGAAAUGGGGUCAUGAGAUUGGGUUUCGAUAUGGUAGUUUGGUUGAGGAUAUAUACACAAGUUUCAGAUUGCAAUGUUUAGGAUGGAAGUCUGUUACAUGCAACCCAUCGAGAGCUGCAUUUCUAGGCAAUAUGCCGAUAGCACUCAAUGACAUUCUAGCUCAAAAUAAUAGGUGGUAUAUGGGUAUGCUACAAACAGGAUUAUCCAAGUUUAGUCCCAUGACAUAUGGAAUCAAGUUUAUGAAUCCUCUCCAAGCAUUGUGCUAUGCACACUACCAUUUCCGAGCCUUUUGGUCUAUUCCAGUUAUCAUCUAUGCCCUUGUGCCACAGUUCGCACUUGUAAACGCUUCCUCGAUAUUCCCAAAGGUUUCAGACCCUUGGUUUCCUUUAUAUGUAUUCCUUUUCAUUGGAGCGUAUGUGAAAGAUUUUCUUGAUUAUGUGAUGAACGGGUCAACGUUCAAACGAUGGUGGAAUCGUCAAAGAAUGUGGUUGAUAUUAGGAUGCUCAAGUUACCCAUUUUCAAUAGUCGAUUGGUUGCUCACUUCCCUAGGCAUGUCGACAUUUGAAUUCAACGUAACAAGUAAAGUGUCAGACAGUGAAAUAAGCAAACGUUAUGAGGAAGGGGUAUUUGAAUUUGGAGUGGAAUCUCCAUUGCUUUUAUCUGUGAAUAUAGUAGCGGUUCUCAAUUUAUUCGCGCUUAUGAUUGGAAUUAAGCAUGUUUUGAUCAAUGAUGGGACGUUUGAAGAACUAUUUGUUCAGUUGUUUAUAACAGGGUUUGCUGUGUUGAAUAGUUGGCCACUAUAUGAAGGUAUGGUAUUGAGGAGUGACAAAGGAAAGAUGCCUGCUAAGACUACCUUGAAAUCAGUUGGUGUGGUUUUGGUUAUUUACUUGGCCUUCUUUUAGACAUUUUAAAUAGAAUAUUGUCAUAAAGGGAAAACAAAUAACAUUAAGUUUGUUAUAUAUGUCAUUUAUUUUUUUUAAAUUUGUAUAAAAUGCAUUCAAAUAAUAUUAUGUUAUGCCAUAUUAGAUGUCGGAUGCAAUAUCAACGCUAUGUAGAUACAUGUGAAUAAAUUAUAUCCUAUUGAAUGUCAC
This is a messenger RNA of Lactuca saligna, 2945 nucleotides long. The record is from the annotation of a GenBank genome assembly. Lineage: Eukaryota; Viridiplantae; Streptophyta; Magnoliopsida; Asterales; Asteraceae.